AUGUAUCACCCGACGGAUCUGUACUCAGGCCGUAACACAUGGGACUCCUACCCUGCUGGAGGACCUAACAGAGGACAGUGGCCUUCUGUAAACAGUCGGCCCUGGAGCCCUGCUCAAAGAUGCCAAGUGGAGCGCAGCCAUGAACACCACCCCUCGUCAUAUCGUUACUGUAGUAGAGAGGAUAGACCAGCAGACCACGUCCAGGGAAAGAGUCUGUCUACAGGACACCAUGUGCGUGUUUGGGACAGCAAAGAGCAGCCGUACAAGACCCAGAGCUGGCACUAUGACUCCACACGCUCCUUCCGCAGCAGUUAUCCUCCAGGGCCAGGAGAGCACUACACAAACUGGAACAGCUACUAUUUGCCUCCUCAUCGUAACAGAGAUCUAUCAUCACCGCCGGAUAGAUUUGGCCCAUCAGAGUGUAGGAGGAGUUAUCCAGGCAGACUGGUAAACAACAGACCAGUACCAUGGAAACGGCCCGCCCUCCACCAGCGCAGAGAGCAGUUUCACCAGCACAGCCCACCUCAACCUUUGUCCCCUCGAGAAGAGUGUCCAAUAAAGAGGAGAAGGGACUCAGAGCAGUCAACUUAUCCUAGCUCAAGACAUUUAACUGCCCACCCUCCAUCACCAUCACGGCAAAACUGGAACAACCACGAAGACUGGAAACCUGUGGGAGAAAGGCCUGGACAUUCUUCAUGUUCCGACCGUCGGCCCUCGACCUCUCUGCAUCAGGAUACUUUAAAACCACAUAGUGGAGGAAAAAGUAACGUAACAUCUUUGAGUCGACCACCGCGACAAGAACCCAGAGGGAAAGAUGAGCGCAGGACCCCGUCUUCACCAGCAGAUCUCACUCGUGUGCCUUAUAGUCACCAAACCUCCCACCAUCAGCGGCACACUCAGCAGCACAACAGCCCCCUGCCCCCGGUGGACGAUAAGGAUUCACACAGUAACCACAAGCAGAGAACAACAUUACAGCACAAGGGAAGUUCCAGGGAUUCAGGUCUCUUGAAGUCCUCCACUGCAGACGCUUCUACUGUUUUAGCCAUGCAUUCCACUGCCAACUGCCCACCCAGCCCAGCUUCACAUCAACGAGAAGGCUCUCCCAUCAAGCACCGCAGCACUCAUCAGAAAGUCCACAGAAGUCCAAUUCACAGUCCCAGAGCCAGUCCCACUGCCACAAGCACAGGCUCACCAGACGACAACAUCAAGACCCCUCAGCACGUCGCGUCCAAACAGUCGUCUCACAAGUCCAGAGAAAAUAAGCCUAAAUUGAAAGACAGUAAACUAAAGGAUAAAAAGAAUCAAACAGCAACCAUACCCCCUGUGUCUCCAAAAAACCCGCUUAAAUUGAAAGCCUUAUCUCUGGGCAUGACCAAGGAGCUCAAGAUCCUUUUGGUUCGAGUCAAGAGCAAUGGACGUCAGACCUACAACGUAUCGGAAGUUGAGGAACAGUGGAUUCCGCUGUCUACAAUCAGCAUUCGCAACACGGCCACAGAACUGAUCAAAGCCUGCAAGGGAGUCAAGGUGCCGGGCAAAUUUAAGGAGUCGUACCUACUCCCGGCUUUUUCCGUCAAGCCCAACAUCGAAGUUCAAAUCCCAAUUCCCAGAGACAAACUCAACCCUCCCACUCCCAGCAUUUAUUUAGAAAGCAAGAGGGAUGCUUUCUCUCCGGUCCUGCUCCAGUUCUGCACUGAUCCUAAGAAUGCUGUGACUGUCAUCAGAGGGUUAGCUGGCUCCCUCCGCCUCAAUCUCGGUUUGUUCUCCACAAAGUCUUUGGUGGAAGCAAACUCGGAGCAUGCGGUGGAGGUGCGGACUCAGGUCCAACAGCCCGCUGAUGAGAACUGGGAUCUGAAAGGUUCCUCGCAGACGUGGCCGUGUGAAAGCAGCCGUUCUCACACCACUAUUGCCAAAUACGCCCAGUACCAGGCCUCCAGCUUCCAGGAGAGUCUAGAGGAUGAGAAAGAGAGUGAAAGUGAAGAAGAAGAUGAAGAAAAGUCAUCUAAAUCAGUCAAAUCAUCUUCAUUAUUAGCAAACAGUAAAAACACCUCAGCCAAAGUCUGUUCUGAAUCUGCAGCUAACAAAGGUGCCCGUAACACCAGCUCAGAGCAGAAACCAGUAGGAAAGGUAAUUAAAUUUGGGACCAACAUUGAUCUCUCUGAUCCUAAAAGAUGGAAGCCACAGCUGCAGGAGCUGUUAAAGUUGCCAGCGUUCAUGAGAGUAGAGUCCAGUAACAACAUGCUGAGUCACGUGGGCCACACCAUCCUGGGCAUGAACACUGUCCAGCUCUACAUGAAGGUGCCAGGAAGCCGAACUCCAGGUCAUCAAGAAAACAACAAUUUUAGUUCGGUCAAUAUCAAUAUUGGACCUGGUGAUUGUGAAUGGUUUGCUGUUCAUGAAAAUUACUGGGGAGCUAUCAACACCUUUUGCGAGAAACAUGGUGUGGACUACCUGACUGGGUCCUGGUGGCCAGUGCUUGAGGACCUCUACAGGUCGAAUAUCCCUGUUUAUCGCUUCAUCCAGAGGCCAGGUGACCUGGUGUGGAUCAAUGCAGGGACAGUCCACUGGGUUCAAGCAGUGGGAUGGUGCAACAACAUUGCCUGGAAUGUGGGUCCACUAAACUCAUACCAGUAUCAGCUGGCUCUGGAGCGCUUUGAGUGGAAUGAGGUGAAGAAAGUAAAAUCAAUCGUCCCAAUGAUCCACGUUUCUUGGAAUGUGGCCCGAACCAUCAAGAUAACCGACCCAGACACCUAUAAGUUGAUCAAACACUGCCUCAUGCAGUCCAUCAAGCACAUCCAAAUUCUAAAAGGCCAGCUGGUGGCUGUCGGGAAGAAAAUCUCAUACCAGAGUCGUGUGAAGGACGAACCUGCUUAUUAUUGCAAUGAGUGUGAUCUCGAGGUAUUUAACUUGCUGUUUGUGACGAGUGAAAGCAGCAGUAAGAAAUCAUAUGUGGUGCAUUGUGAGGACUGUGCCCGCCGGAAGAGUCCGGCCCUCGCAGGAGUUGUGGUGCUGGAACAAUAUCGCAUUGAGGAGCUAAUGAAGACCUACGACACCUUCGCUUUGGCACCGAUGCAGAUCCCAAAGUGA
Molecule: messenger RNA, 3084 nt
Organism: Knipowitschia caucasica
Lineage: Eukaryota; Metazoa; Chordata; Actinopteri; Gobiiformes; Gobiidae
Source: the annotation of a GenBank genome assembly